CUACUAGGGUCAAGAAUAGUAGUGCUCUUAUACUUAUCUAGUCAGGAAAGAUUCGGCGCUACUAUGCCUUACACUCGCGAAGCAGUCUGGGCACCUAAUGCUCCCAAACCGAAUGGCAAAUACAGUCAUGUUGUCAAGUCAAAAAGCGGCAUGGUAUACCUGGCAGGCUGGAUGGGGGAUGAUCCUGAGACGGGAGCAAUCGUUUCCGGAGGAAUUGAAGCGCAAACAGAGCGCGCCAUCCUCAAUAUCAAAGCCUGCCUCGAAGCCUGUGGAUUGACCUUUGACAAUAUCCUCACGAGAAGAAUCUAUAUCAUCCCCAUGGAGGAUUAUAGGAAGGUGAUUGCUAUGUGGGAUAAAUACUUCGACGAGCCAUAUCCUGUUUCCACACUGAUCGGAGUGACAUCUCUGGCAAAGGAAGGAGCUCUGGUGGAGAUUGAAGUGGUUGCGGAGCAGUGAACACUGAACACCGCGUCGAGAAUAGUGGUCGUUCUCGAAGCCGAGAGAAGAGAUCCGUAAGAAGGACUAAGGGUAGCGUUGGGUGGUGUGGAGGAGAUGGAAGAUAAAUACGCAAAUGGUAAAUACAGUCCUCCCUACCACUCCGACUGUUAUGACGUAUUUGUGAGUCUAUGGAGGAUCCC
Molecule: messenger RNA, 638 nt
Organism: Exophiala xenobiotica
Lineage: Eukaryota; Fungi; Ascomycota; Eurotiomycetes; Chaetothyriales; Herpotrichiellaceae
Exons: 4
Coding region: 64-456 (130 amino acids)
Cellular component (GO): cytosol; mitochondrion
Molecular function (GO): deaminase activity
Source: RefSeq, a predicted model, not a curated record